AUGGCACGGGCUUCUACGUCAACAUCCCCCACCAGGCCAGCAGGAACCGUGAUGUCCAUGUCAUCCUCACGGCGGGCCACAACCUCGUCGACUCCAGGGGCAAGAUGUCGCAGAACCUGCAGAUCCUCCAGCCAGCUGGUCGAGGGCCGCCGAUCUCCCAAGGCCAAGGCCUGCAGUUGUUCGUCUCGGAGUCUUAUCGAAGCAACCCCAGCCAAGCCAACGCGGCGAAUGACUACGGAGCGAUCCUCGUCCCCAGGGGCAGUAUUGCUGGCUCCCCCCCGCGCCUUCGGCUUCGGCUUCGCUCUCAAGCUCGGUCACGAUAAUCUCCGGGGCGACGAUCUAGAUGUCAGCGGCUACCGGGUGGACUCGACGCCGGGGCAGCCGGAAACGAGCGCAGGACGCUGCAUCGGCUGCCAUGCGGACCAACUCGAAUACAAUGUCCUGACACAGCAGGGGCUGAGCGGGUCGCCCGUGUUUAUGCCCUACAAGGGGCACGAAACUGCCGUGGCUAUCCACAACAACGGCCCCAAACGCCGCGGUCGAGGAAGCAGAGGAACCCGGCUCAACGAGACCGUUCUCGGGGAGAUCUUCCGCUGGGUCGGGGUGGGAUACGCGCAGAAAUCGCUCAAGGUCUUCAACCCCCAAGCACCGCCGGAGGGCUUAUAUCUCCGGUUCCCCCCAGACCAGGAGUAUGCCUGGGUGCGGCUGGGGGCCGCCGGGCUGGAGACGAGUUUCGACAUCCUGCCCGCGUAUGCGCCGCCCACGUCGGCGGAUUCGACCAGUCCUCCUCCUCCUUUGUACGUUUUCCGGUUCAGACCGCCGCCGGGAUGGCCCGGUGACAAGAAGAAGAAGCGAUGGGUGCUGUGGGAUGUCGUCAGGCAGGGCGUGACGUUGACUGAUACCCUGCAAGACUUUUGCUUUCCGCAGAUCAUACCGGAUAAGAACCCGGACAUGUUUAGGAUUGUCCUGGACAACAAGCAAGGAGGGCCCCUGGGCCAGCUUGUCGAAUUGCGGAUGCAGGCCACCAAGAUCACACCGCAGGAUAUCAAGCUGGGAGCUGUGGACACGCCGGAGGUCUCGUUUGGGAAGUAUCUCAGGGGGAAGAAGGAAAAGUACUGGAAUACAAGUCAUGACAACAUCGAUUCCUUGCUCCUUCCUGUAAAAUCCUGCCAGUUCGUCUUUGCUCGACCUUCAAGCUCUCUCCGCGGCUUGAAUAGCUGGCGGCAACGCUUCCUCUUCUUCCCCCUUCACCUGUCUAUCAUGAAGUCUCCGUCUCACCACCUUGCGAACCAAGGGUACGUUGUCCUGAAAGAGCCGAACGCAAGAGGAGACACCCCCAAUCACCCCGUCAACCGCGGCGGCAAUGAACCCGAAGAACCGCCCUGCCCAGUGCGGCGCAACCCGGCGCCCCGCGACAAAGGCGCUGUCGAUCAGGAUAAUGACCCCCGUCACCAAGGGGAUCAGCUGGCCGGGGGCCUGCAAGUCGGAUGUCGGGGACAGAUGAUUCCACCGCACGGUGAGCUCGACUGCCACAACCUCCAAAACCCAGAUCAGCCAGCGCAGGAGCCGGAUCGUGGUCCCAAGGUCGUCCCAGCGGAUGAUCUCGCCGAUCUGCUCUUCCUCUUGCUGACUGGUCUCCUUACGGGCCUCCUUGUAACAGUUCCAGGCAAUGGUGGUGACACGGGCGCCCUUGUAGGCGAACGAGAGCGAGGUGAGGGCGUCGAUGAUGCAGUACACGAGGGCCAGAUAGCGGAACCAGCCGUGGAGGGACACCUUCGCGAAGAAGAACAUCACGCCGGGCGUCUGCAGGGCCGGCAGCGUGUCGACCAGGCGGGCAAAAGUCCAGACCAGGGCGGCGCACGUCGCCAGCUCGGGGAGCAGCAGGGCGAUCAGGCCGAUGGUCUCGCCGACGAUGGUCCGGGGGUUCAGAAGGGUCAUCUUGGCCGGGAAGGACACGCUCAUGAGGACGAGCAGGACGAUGACCGCUUCGCUCGGACUGAAGACUGCUCGCGCCGCGAAAACAUACCACGACGCCAGGAUAGAGAGCGUGAUGCUGCCCGAGGCCACCUUGAGGCCCUUGCCGUAGUCUUCUUUGUCGCCGUAGUUGUAGAGGAUCAUGCCCAGCGCCUGCAGAUAGACGCCGACGCGCACCCCGAGGCCGUACAGGUCUUGCGCGGCGUCUGGAUUGCCUGGCUGCUCCAUUACGAACUGGCAGGGGAUCGUAAUCGAAGAUCGAAGAUCAUCCAGCUGCUUCUCGCGUACAACGCGGAUCCGUCAACACCCUCCGCGGACGAUGACGACUCGACGCCGCUGCUCAACGCGGUCAAGACGUACCAGGACCCGGCCGUGAUCAGCGCACUGGUCGACGCCGGCGCAUCGCCCACCGCCGCGAACCGCAAAGGGAAGACGGCGGAGGGAGUGGCGACGAAGAGGAAAGACCGCGCUCGCAUGCGUGCCCUGCUGCCCCGGGCGCAGAGGGCCAGCAAGCGACUGCCUGUCAUUCUCAUGCUCACCGGCUUCGUGCUGUUCGUCGUCGCGUGGGCCAACAAGAACGUCAAGGUUGCCGUCGCCGGCGGGGCCUUUGUCGCAGCGGCAGCUAUCGAGAAGCGAUUCAAACUGAGCGGCGUGUUUGACUCGAGAAUUCCAAAGAGACUGGCACGCCCCCAGCCGGUAGCUCAAUUCAAGAAGGACAUCAACGACUACAUCGAGGAGACCAAGCUGAAUCGAUUCUUCCCCCCCGGGCAACCAAUUCCUGGAGACGACGACAGCUCAUCAAUGAGAAGAGACCAGCGCGGCGAGCACCAGAAAGAGCUCGUCAAACGCAUCACCAGCAUCACCACACGGGUGGUAUCGGACGGCGAAGGCAUCGAGCUGCGCUUCAUCAACCGGGCGACGGAGCCGAUCUUCUCCAAGCCCAGCGUGGACAUCAUCGACAACAUCAUGUCCGGCCUGCCCCUGGACGGAGCGACGGAUAUCGGGACGCACCUGCGACGCAAAGUCCUGAGUGAGGUCGUAUACCGCCCGCUCGAAACCAACACGUUCACGCGGCCAGUCCUCUUGUCCAUCACGACCGACGGCCGACCCGAGCCCGAGAAGGAGACUGUGCUGAAGGACGCCAUUCUCGAAUGUGGGAAGAUCCUGCGGAAGCAUGGAUACGAUCCGGAGGUCGUCCGCUUCCAGAUCAGCCAAAUCAGGACCGAUGAAAAAGCAGAGAGCUUCCUAGAAAGCCUCGAUUCGGAUCCGGAACUCAAGGACGUCCUGUACUGCACGUCUGGUAUUAAUAUUACUCCACUCAUGGCUUCAACAAGGAGGGAAGCUAAUGAUGAUACAGAACGGUUGGAUGAGAAAUUCAAAACGCUGAGGGACAAUGACUCGCGACUGGAGCAGUGGCUUCUUGAGCUGCUGAUGGGGCCUAUUACCAAUGCGGACCAGGCUUGA
Rasamsonia emersonii CBS 393.64 is the source of this 3438-nucleotide messenger RNA. RefSeq lists its product as uncharacterized. NCBI's taxonomy places the organism in Eukaryota, Fungi, Ascomycota, Eurotiomycetes, Eurotiales, Trichocomaceae. The coding region runs from base 1 to 3438 and encodes 1145 amino acids. The transcript has 9 exons. The record is from RefSeq and is a predicted model, not a curated record.